Messenger RNA from Nematolebias whitei (Rio pearlfish), 1010 nucleotides. RefSeq names its product R-spondin 4 (gene rspo4). The coding region runs from base 270 to 1010 and encodes 246 amino acids. The record is from RefSeq and is a predicted model, not a curated record. Lineage: Eukaryota; Metazoa; Chordata; Actinopteri; Cyprinodontiformes; Rivulidae. The transcript has 5 exons.
AGGAAGCAGACGGAGCUCUCUGCUCUCCUCCAGCCUCCCGCCCGUCUCCUCACAUCAGAACCAAACCAUCCCUGGAACGGGUCAAGCUCGCCUCCAUCCCCGUCCCGCAGCUUCUAAAGCCCCCCCGCUCGCCUUCAUUCUCCUGGUCUCGCCGUGCUUUUUACCGUGGAGCUACAUUUCCAAGGGCCCCCGCCACUCCCUCCGCCCCGCUGGAGACCCUGCAGAUGUCUGGAGCCCGGCGCUGAAGCGGGCGCCCGCCAGCAGCCCAGAUGCAUUUGCCACUCUUUGCUUUUGUGAUGUCCUUUGUAUGCGAGGUGGUCCGGAUGGGGUCCGGUGCCAACCAGAGGCAGAGCGCUCACAGAGAGACGUCAGACGACUGUCAGAGCUGUCUGGAAUGCUCGCAGGACAACGGCUGCGUUCGCUGCCCCGAGCGGCUCUUCCUGUCCCUGCAGAGGAAGGGGAUGUCCCACCACGGGACGUGUCUCCACGCCUGUCCCGCUGGACACUUUGGACAGAGAGGGAGGGACGUGAACCGCUGCAUGAAGUGCCGCUCUGCAGACUGCGAGCACUGUUUCAGCCGGGACUUCUGCACCAAGUGCAAACCGGCCUUCAACUUGUACAAAGGCAAGUGUCUGAGCCGCUGCCCCGAGGGAACCUUCGCCCACCAGGCAGACUGCCUUGAGGACUGUCCCCCGGCCUCCAUGGGAGAAUGGAGCGAGUGGAGCGUCUGCGCCCGUGAAGGCACCACCUGUGGGUUCAGAUGGGGAAAGCAGACCAGGGUCAGAGAGGGCCUCCAGCCAGAUGAAAAAGGCUCCUCACUCUGCCCGGCGCACAAUGAGACGCAAAGAUGCAGGAUGAAGAAAAAAUGUCCCACAGAAAGAAGACAGAAUAAAAACGCAGGACUUGGAAGGAAGAGAGAGAGGAAACGAAGACGCCAGCACGCCAGCAGCAACGCCGGCGUCUCGUCCAACGCCACGACAGACAGAACCGGAGGAACCGGGGAACCCUGA